AUAUAACAGAUAAUUUCUAAGCAGAAAGGAGAACAUCAUGGACAAUGCGUGAAUAUACGACAGACUUUGCCCCUUGGUAUCUCAUGAUGUCCUCUAAUAUUUCCAACGGUGGCGGACUGUACGCCUCAGUCGCCUUCGGCGGUGUCGUAGCAAUCCUCGCUUGGAUGAUGUUCUUUUUAUCUGGGAAAGAAUUAAAUGAUAUAUCGACGUGGAGGAUAGUGAAGCUUCUGACAGGGGGGGUGGACAUGAGGGCAAGGCGCAGAGCCACGCAGCAUUUCCGUGUGACUAGAUGCACAUGGAUUGAGGCUUCUACGAAUGAUGAGACGUGUUACCGGAAAUAUCACCUCUCCAUCCUGGACAAGAUGCUGUGCCCCGUCACCAUCAUCAACAUGCACUAUUUUUACGAGGCAACCCUGGAAGCGGCCUCCCUCAAAGCCUCCCUCGGUCGCCUCCUCGCCCUCCACCCCUUCCUCGCGGGCUCUCUCACAGGUUUCCUAAAGGGCGCCUACGUGCAUUGUCCAGGCCAAGGAGUCGAAUUCACGGAGGCAGAAAGCGAUUGGUAA
Messenger RNA from Nannochloropsis gaditana CCMP526, 563 nucleotides. RefSeq lists its product as uncharacterized. The transcript has 3 exons. The coding region runs from base 45 to 563 and encodes 172 amino acids. The record is from RefSeq and is a predicted model, not a curated record.